CCCCUGGGAGGAGUUAAGAAGCUAGGUUACUUGCUUCUGGGAGCCAAUCCCACCUAGUUGUCAAACCAGAGCUGUGGGUGACUCCGGAGAGAUGUAUUUCGUCUGGGCUGCGGGAAGCCCUCAGCCUCCUCGACUGGAGGCGGGAACCGGCGUUAAGCUCUUGCAGGCUGCCAGCGGGGAGCGCCACUCGCUGCUAUUGUUCAGCAACCACAGGGUGCACUCCUUCGGGGACAACAGAUGGGGCCAGCUGGGCCAGAGGAGAGAGCAAAGUACCGAUCAGCCAGAACCAAUUCAGGCACUGGCUAAUCUCCACGUUGACCUGGUGAGCUGUGGGAAGGCACAUUCUCUGGCUGUCUGCCAAAAAGGAAGAGUCUUUGCUUGGGGAGCUGGUUCUGAUGGGCAGCUGGGGAUUGGAGAAUUUAAGGAAAUAAAUUUUAUGCCUAUGAAAAUAAAAGCUUUGGCGGACAUAAAAAUAAUCCAAGUUUCCUGUGGACACUACCACUCUUUGGCAUUAUCAGAAGAUAGCCAAGUAUUUUCAUGGGGAAAUAACAGUCAAGGUCAGCUGGGCCUGGGGAAGAAGUUCUGUUCCCAAGCCAGCCCACAGAAGGUGAAGUCCCUGGAGGGGAUCCCAUUGGCUCAAGUGGCUGCAGGUGGCACUCACAGCUUUGCUCUGUCUCUCAUGGGGACUUCAUUUGGCUGGGGAAGCAACAGUGCUGGGCAGUUGGCCCUCAGUGAAAAAAAUAUUGAGGUGAACAUCUACAAGCCUCACUCAAUCGGAGCUCUGAAGAAUCUGGGCGUGGUUUAUAUUAGCUGUGGUCAUGAGCACACUGCAGUGCUUACCCAGGAUGGACAAGUGUUUACAUUUGGAGGCAAUAGCUCUGGACAGCAACAUCACAGUCCCAGGAGUAACAGAAGAGGCCCACAACUCGUAGAAGGAAUUGGUGGCCAUGUUUCACAGAUAGAGUGUGGAAGUUAUCACACCAUUGCAUAUGUCUACACCACUGGUCAAGUGGUGUCUUUUGGCUGUGGACCAAGUUACACAAGCAACCCAACUCAUCAGAAGGCCCCAGCAGAGAACUCUCACGUUACCUGCCUUCUAUCUGCAGAAGAUCUUGUGGAUAUUGAAGUCAAAGACAUUUUUGCUGGAGCAUACACCAACUUUGUGACAACUCGUCAGGUAUUGCAUACUAGGUCCGCAAGUGACUCCAUGAAAAUCCUGCCAGAAAUAAUCCGAAUCAACCAGAUACUGGUAAAGAAAUGGAGAGCAGCAAAAAAACGGAAAAAGCAUGAAGAGGCCAAAAGAGAAAUCAGUUUGAUAUUUUCAUCUUCUACGUGUUUUACUGCAAGCUUUUUGAAGAAAAGAGAUACUGGAGAGAACAAUUUCAUUGAAGUGGACUUAAAACUGGCAAGGAAUGUCUUCAAGAAGUUAACAGAAGUAAAAUGGAUCUCUUCCUUGAUCACCACAUGUCUUAAGGAGAAUCUGCUCAGUGGCCUACCAUACACUUCUCCACAUCAAGAAGCUCUAUUGGUUUUUCUUUUGCUCCCAGAAUGUCCUGUGAUGCAGGAUCCUAAGAAUUGGAAAGUCCUGACAGUUGAAUUUGCAAGGGCUAUUUAUAAAAUGAAUCCACGAUCAUUAGCAUUCCUGAAAAAAUGUUGGGCAUCUUUAGAAGUUUCUUCUCUGAACAUACUGGUGGAGAUGCUAAAGAAAGCCAUUGUUUCUCAACUUCAUGAUACAGUUCCAACGGUGCCGGAUUGCUCUAACCUUAAAGUUCUUUUAGAAGUGAUGAAAGAAGUACAUAAGGCUAACCGUCAACUUUCAGAAAGUGCUUUCAUCAUAAGUGAGCUUCCUGCCAUCUUGAAAUCUCCUAGAGAUAACAAUCUGUUGUUUGUAGACUUUUUCAUCACUAUUGCUUCCGGUGAUUUUCUGUUUAUCUUUGAUUUGCCAUCCAAAAUUAAACUAAUGCAAUUUAACAUCACUGCAGAAUCGUGGUUCGAAGCCAUGGUACUUCCAGAAACUAUGGGACGCCCAUUCUUUACACUGAGAGUCAAACGAAGUCAUCUGGUUGAAGAUACCAUGCGUCAAUUAAGACAAGCUGAAGUCUCAGAGUUCAAAAAAGAACUAACGGUUGAAUUUAUUAACGAAAUUCGUGCUGAGAGUGGAGGGGUGAGUUCGGAGUUCUUCCACUGUAUAUUUGAAGAGAUGACAGACCCCAAAUACGAAAUGUUUGUGUAUCCUGAAAAGGGUUCCAAAAUGUGGUUUCCAGUCAAUCCUAAGUUUGAGGAGAAGAAGUAUUUUCUAUUUGGGAUCUUAUGUGGGCUCUCCUUAUGCAAUCUAAAGGCUGUCAACCUUCCUUUUCCAUUGGCUUUAUAUAAGAAACUUCUGAACCAAAAGCCAUCUUUGGAAGAUUUAAAAGAACUCAGUCUUCCCUUGGGGAAGAGUUUGCAAGAAGUUCUAAAUUGUGAGGCCUCUGACAUUGAAGACCUUCACAUAUAUUUUUCUAUAUACUGGAAUCAAAAAGAUGUUGAUUUAAUUCCAGAUGGCAUCUCUGUACCUGUGAAUGAAACCAACAAGAAAGACUAUGUUUUUAAGUGUGUCGAUUACAUUUUUAACAUCUCUAUAAAGACAAUUUAUGAGGAAUUUCAAAGAGGAUUUUACAAGGUGUGUAACUGGCAUAUAAUUAGGCAGUUCCAGCCUGAAGAACUAAUGACAGCAAUAACUGGAAAUGCUAAUUAUGACUGGAAACAAUUUGAAAAUAAUUCACAGUAUCACAAUGGAUAUCACAAAUCACAUCCAACUAUUCUACUGUUUUGGAAAGCUUUCCAUGAAUUAACUUUAGAUGAAAAGAAAAAAUUUCUCUUAUUUCUUACAGGAUGUGACAGGCUACACGUAAAAGGCCUACACUUGGAAGGGAUAGUAUUCCGUUGUCCUGAAACGUUCACUGAAAAAGAUGACCCAAGGUCAUUGACAUGUCACAGUAUUCUAGACCUGCCUAAGUAUUCUACAAUGGACAGAAUGAAGGAAGCACUUCAAGUUGCAAUCAACAGUAAUAAGGGAUUUGUCUCAUAGGAAUGAUGCUGAUCACCUCCCAGAAGUUCAGAUGGCCUCAGAAAUUAGGUCUUUGAUUUUGGUUCUUCUGUUUUUCCUUAAUCUAAUUAGUGCAAGAGGUUAAAUGAUUUUACUUACAAUCAGUUGGACAGUUUUUGAGAUAUAUAAGUUAUAAAUUAAUAUUGUAGUUAAACAAAAUUUUAUAAAACAUUUGCUGUAUUCCUUCCUAAACUUGCUAUUUUACAAUGCUUGUUUUGUCUGAAAUAUUUUCUGAACAACAAUUAUCACUUAAUAAUAAACUAAAUUUUAAAAUUAUUCAGCAUUGGUGGCUAAAGAGAGAGGUCAGUGGUUAAGAUCACUGGCUGGUCUUCCAAAAGACCAAGGUUCAAUUCCCAGCACCCACCUGGCUGUUCCUAUAUCCCACCUGUAUCUCUAGUUCUUGGGGAUCCAACUUUCUCUUCUGGCCUUCAAGACACUGCAUGGAUAUAGUACUCAGACACCCAUGCAGACAAACACUCAUGCAUGUAAAUUAAAAAUAAAAUGAAAAAUAAAUAGAAUAGCAUUUAUUUAAAAUGUUACUGUACAUUAAACUAUUAAUUUGAAAGAAUCACAAGUUUGAAAAAUAAGCAAAAAAUACACUGCUUUCAACAUGUUUUGAAGUAUAUAGAUGUAGAUUUUGUAUUAAGGAUAUCUUUAGAGUUCUGAUUUUAGUAAAUGCUAACUAAUUUAUUUUUAUCAUCUCAGUGUUGAUGUUUAUGGUUCUUUGAACAUAUUUAUACUUAGUAGAGUGUUUCAGAAGUAAUUCUAAGUGUAGAUAAUGUUGUUUUGGUAAAAUACUGAGCCCAGUCAUGAGCUCAUACCUACUUGAACUUAGAAAAAAUGUGAAGAAGUUGAAACAUGCCUUAUUAUGAUGCUAUAGAUUAAAUUAACGAAGCAACAUAACUAUUAUGGAAAAUAAUCAAUACAUCUCGUAUACCACUUUUACUAAAUGUUAAAACUUAAAUUGCAUUAUACAACUUUGAAAUGAUUUUAUAAACUCAUAUAAUUUGUCAGAAGACUGACCUAUAGGCUGCUGUGACAGGUUCUCAUUUAAAAUUUCCUUUCCUGUAAGGAUAUUGUUUAACAUUUUACCAGACUUCACGUGUGAGCUGUUUAUUAGACUCCAGAGACACCAAAUAAACUACUAAAAAUAGAUCUUUAAAGAUUAUAAAAUGACUAUCACCAACAGCAACAACAAAACAAGUAAGUCGCCAGUAGAUGAGAUACUCUCUGAAGCCAGCUUUGCUCCAGUACCACACAAAGAUGUCACAGAGAGAGAAAACCGUAGGUAUUGUAUGAAGCAGAUACCAAAAUCCUUCACUAAAUUUUAACAUACUGAGCACAUCCAGGAAAAUGGGAAAAGGAUAAUGCCUUACAACCAAAUAUGAAGUAAGGCAGAAAUGCUCUUAAAAUCAACUGUUUUCACCAGAUUCAUAGGAAAGAAUGCCUGUGUAAUACCUGAGAAUAGGUAGAAAAGAAACUGGGCAAAAUUUAAAACCUAGUCAUGUAAAAAGCAAACAAAGGCUAAAGGAAUCUGCCAACUUGAUAAAAACCUAUAUACAAUUAAUUUCUUAAUGGCAAAAGAGUGAAUGCUUCCCACUGCCAAGGAGGUAAAAAGGCCUAUCACGUCCAUGUAACAUUGAAUUCAGGUUAUCAAUCUGUAUGAUAAACUAAAGAAAAUAAAAGACAUUAAUUAAAAAACAAAGAACAAAACUGUCUUAUUUUUUACAUCAUAUUAACCAUUUAGAAGAGACUACAAAAAAGCAGACUAAGUAAAUACAGAAAGAGAUCAAGACUUAAGAUCACAAACAUAUAUUGAAUUUUUUAAAAAAGCAUCAUUUACAAUAUAAAAAGUAGAAAAUACCAGAGGGUUAUUUUUAAAAGUUAAAAAAAAUUAUAAUGAAAGUUAUAUAUAAAGAAGUCUUAAAUUAGUAUGUAUGAAGAGAUCAUAUUUACUAAUAGCAACAUGUCUUUUUUUUUUGUUAUGAGCCUAGCCUUUAAUGGCUGAGCCAUCUCUCCAGCCCAGAACAUGUCAUUUUUUGAAGUUUGUUUUUUUUUGUGUGUGUGUGUGUGUGUGUGUGUGUGUGUGUGUGAAUGGUGCUUGUUUGUGUGUAUGUGUUUGUAUAUCUUUGUGUGUAUAUAUGUGUAUCUGUGUGUAUAUGGUAUAUGGUUUGUGUGUGUCAGUGUGUAUAUGGUGUAUGGUGUGUGUGUGCCUGUGUGUGUGCACAUUCACACAUGUGACUGUCUCUCUGUCUGUGUCUGUGUGUGAGACUUGCUGUGUUGCUUGCUGUUUUGAGAGAUUGGUUUGUCUCUGACCUAGAAAAGCUGGGACUACCAAUUAGUAAUCCCAGUUAGCUGGGACCACAAUAUGUGGUCAUUUAAUUUAAUUCUAGCAAUUCAUUUUGAAGAAACUAACAAACUGAUCCUAAUGCACAUUAUGCAAAAGGCUCAGAACAGUGAAGAUAAUUUUAAAAAGAGCAACAUUAAAGGGUAUGUGGUUUGGAUGAGAAUGCCUCAAUAGGUGAGGGUAUUUGAAUACCAGUUUGUGGCCUUGUUUGAGUGGGUUUAGAGAUGUGGCCUUGCUGAAGGAAGUAUGUCACUAAGAGUGGACUUUGGAGUUCAUUCUCAGUUUGCAUGGUCUGCUUUCUGCUCAUAGAUCAAGGUCUAAGCUUCCAGCCGAAGCCACCACACUUGCUUGCUUGUCUGCUGUCACACUUCCCCACUGAGAUUGUGAUGGACACUCUGGAACUAUAGCUCCAAAUAAACCUCUCUUUCUAUAUA
Messenger RNA from Meriones unguiculatus (Mongolian gerbil), 5866 nucleotides. It is a transcript of the gene Herc6, whose product is annotated as HECT and RLD domain containing E3 ubiquitin protein ligase family member 6. NCBI's taxonomy places the organism in Eukaryota, Metazoa, Chordata, Mammalia, Rodentia, Muridae. The record is from RefSeq and is a predicted model, not a curated record. The transcript is spliced from 23 exons. Gene Ontology annotation, molecular function: ubiquitin-protein transferase activity. The coding region runs from base 92 to 3067 and encodes 991 amino acids.